GAGAAUACACGCGCGGCUAUGAAGCUGAUCACCACAAAACCGACCACUCGAUCGGUCUGGAUUUACAAUCUUAAAAUAAUGAGAAAAAUAACAUUUAUCUCGGGAUUUAAACAAUUCGUUAAUUGAUGGAAAGGUUAAAAUCGCUGAGGAAAUGAGAAGCAUCCGGGAGUGGAAACAGGCAGCGAUUUGGCUGUUUGGUUUCUCUGUAUUAUGGAACAGAGUUGGAGCUCAAAUUCGCUACACAAUACCAGAGGAACUAAAGGAAGGAUUUGUUGUUGGGAACGUUGCAAAGGACAUUGGUCUGGACAUUUCAGACAUUGCUAAUCGUAAAUUACGGAUAGCCUCUGAUUCUAGUACGCAAUACUUCAGUGUGGAUACAAGAAAUGGUGAGCUUCUAGUUAAUGGUAGAAUAGACAGAGAGGCGCUCUGUGGACAAAGCGGCAGUUGUCUGAUGCCAUUGCAAAUUGUUGUAGAGAAUCCAUUACAGCUACAUCGUGUUGACAUAGAAAUACAGGAUAUAAACGACAAUGCACCGAAUUUUCACACAAGAGAUAAUGUAUUGAAAAUUGCCGAAUCAGUGGCUCUGGGCGCAAGAUUUCCAUUUGAAAGUGCAGAGGAUUUAGAUGUUGGUAGCAAUAGUCUCAGUUCUUAUUCUUUGAGUAAUAAUGCAUUUUUCCGUUUAAAUGUGAAAACUCUUGAAGAUGGUAAGAAAGUACCAGAACUGAUAGUUGAUAAACCACUUGAUCGAGAGAAACAGUCUGUGCACAAGCUCAUUUUAACAGCAUUAGACGGUGGUAAUCCAGUGAAAUCGGGAACUAUAUUGAUACAUGUAAUCGUUGAAGAUAUUAAUGAUAAUGAGCCCAUAUUUGAGCAAUCGCAGUAUAAAGUGUCUGUUCUGGAGAGUAUUCCAUUUGGUUCAAGUGUCUUAACUGUAAAAGCCACGGACUUAGAUGAAGGACCUAACGGUGAAAUACAGUAUUUUUUCGGUGCACAUACACCAGAUCCCGUGAGGAAAUCUUUCAAUAUCGACGCUAAAACGGGAGAAAUUACAGUGAUUGGAAAGCUGGAUUACGAGUUAACAAAAUUAUUCACGUUUGAUGUCUGCGCAAAAGACAAAGGGAGUCCAAAGCAGGAGGGCCAUUCUUCAGUGAGGCUGAACAUUAUUGAUGAGAAUGACAACAUUCCCGAAAUUAUUUUAACAUCUUUACCCAGCCCAGUUUCAGAGAAUGCAUCAGUUGGUACUGUUGUGGCUCUAAUCAACGUAAAGGACUUGGACUCUGGUAAUAAUGGCAAAGUAAAUCUUAAUAUCUCUGGUCGCAGUCCUUUUAAACUAAAACCAGCAUUCGAUAAUCAUUAUUCUUUGGUUACUGACACACUCUUGGAUCGUGAAGUCAAUGCAGAAUAUAACAUAGAAUUAGUAGCCGCAGACUCUGGUGUACCAUCCUUAAAAACUAUGAAAACUGUAAAUGUGAAAGUGCUUGAUGUAAAUGACAACCCUCCAAUAUUCUCACAAUUCUCAUACAUAGUGUAUAUAAAGGAAAAUAGCCCGCCAGGUGCUUCAUUGUUUUCUGUAUCUGCGUCUGAUAUUGAUCAAGAUAAGAACGCAAUACUCACAUACUCAAUUCUGGAUUCAAGUACAAAUCAAGUUCCAGCAUCGUCAUAUUUUUAUAUAAAUUCUGAAAAUGGAACAAUUUACAGCAUGAGUUCAUUUGAUUAUGAGAAAAUAAAACUGUUCAGUGUUGUAGUUCAAGCUAAAGACCAUGGCUCUCCAUCUCUGAGCAGCAACACCACAGUUCAUGUGUUUAUUCUGGACCAGAACGAUAAUGUCCCGGCUGUUAUUUACCCCUCAACAUCCAUGGGGUCUAUUUCUUAUCAGAGGAUGCCCCGUUCUGCUAAAGCAGGACAUCUUGUUACUAAAGUAACAGCAGUGGACGCUGACUCGGGUCACAAUGCCUGGCUUUUUUACAGGCUCGCGGAGGCCACGGACGCGUCUCUGUUCAGUGUGAAUUUACAUACAGGAGAGGUGAGGACUAAGCGCUCUGUUUCAGAGCAGGAUGACUCCUCACAGAGACUGCUGAUUGAAAUAAAGGAUAAUGGAGAGCCGGUGCAGUCCACCACAGUCACAGUUGAAAUACUAAUAGAGGACGGGUUUCAUGAGCCCAUCUCAGACUACAGUAAGAUCAGACCGGAAGUCGACAAGAAAACCGGCAAAAUGACAUUAUAUCUAAUCAUCUCUUUGGCUUCUGUGUCCUUGUUGUGUCUGAUGACGUUUUUCAUCUUAAUGGUGAAAUGUGCGCGAGGCAGUAUGAGGCAGCUCAAGCUGCUGUAUAGGGAGGACAAAUUCCGGAUAUAA
Messenger RNA from Myxocyprinus asiaticus (Chinese sucker), 2353 nucleotides. Its product is annotated as protocadherin gamma-C5-like. Lineage: Eukaryota; Metazoa; Chordata; Actinopteri; Cypriniformes; Catostomidae. Gene Ontology annotation, molecular function: calcium ion binding. Bases 152 to 2353 code for a protein of 733 amino acids. The transcript has a single exon. Gene Ontology annotation, cellular component: plasma membrane. Gene Ontology annotation, biological process: homophilic cell-cell adhesion. The record is from RefSeq and is a predicted model, not a curated record.